AUCAAUUAUAUGAAUAAUAAUAUCUUUUGCACAUUCCGGCGAGCGAGAGAGCGAAAAUGGCCUCCUUGUCUCCGUCGUCGUCGUCUCUCCUCAGAAACCUCAUUCUGACGCCUUCUCCUCAUCCCUUUUCCCGGCCAAUCUUUGUGGGCGGCUCACGGAGGAGGCAUCUGGUGCAGAGACUCAGCGCGCUCAGGGAAUGGAGGGAGUACGAAGACGCUGUCAAGAGAAAAGAUCUGGCCGGGGCUCUCAGAUUCCUCAAAACCGUCCAAGUCAUCGAUAAACAGGCAGCUGAAUCCAUAUAUAUUGCGGCGGCACCGGCUCUUGAUUGGGAGGUGUUGGAUGCGUGUUUGAAUGCAGAUGAUAUGAGACUGGUUGGGAGUGCUUUUAGGUUUCUCAAGGACAGAGGUCUACUCCCCAACUUCGCCAAGUUUUCCAAUAUUGUUCUGGAGGGCCCAAGAGAAGUCACACCUACUGUCCUCAAGUCUGCAACUGGCUUGGAAGUGAAUAAACUUGCACCCAAGAAGUGGGGUCUCUCUGAUAGCUCCAGCAUUGCUCUCGCUGCUUUUCUCGGUGGAGUCUCCUAUCUUCUUUCUCAGGACAUUGAUCUCCGCCCUAACCUUGCUGCCAUUUUGGGUCUUGCUUUUUUGGAUUCCCUUCUUCUCGGUGGUACCUGCUUUGCCCAAAUCUCAUGCUUCUGGCCUCCCCAUAAGCGUCGUGUCAUUGUUCACGAAGCUGGUCAUCUUCUUGUUGCUUCUCUGUGCUGUGGUGCAGCAUACCUCAUGGGCUGCCCUAUCCGUGGUGUCAUUUUGGAUCCCAUUGUUGCCAUGCAAAUGGGAGUUCAGGGACAGGCUGGAACCCAGUUCUGGGAUCAAAAGAUGGAGAGUGAGAUUGCUGAGGGGCGGCUUAGCGGUAGCUCAUUUGAUAGGUAUAGCAUGGUUCUUUUUGCUGGUAUUGCAGCUGAAGCACUUGUUUAUGGUGAGGCUGAGGGUGGGGAGAAUGAUGAAAAUCUCUUCAGGAGCAUCUCAGUUCUUCUCGAACCACCAUUAUCCGUAGCUCAGAUGUCGAAUCAAGCCAGGUGGUCUGUCCUACAAUCUUACAAUCUGCUCAAGUGGCACAAGGCGGCACAUCGGGCCGCUGUUGAAGCUUUGCAAGUGGGAAGUCCUCUUAGCGUUGUGAUACGAAGGAUUGAGGAAGCCAUGUCUCCAAGCAGGUGACUGCAGCUCAAUUACUCUCAUAAGGACGGCACCAUAAUUUGGAAUUUAUCGAGACAGAAGCAGAUAAAUUCAGAAAUAAACUACCUGGCUGCAACCGGAAUGGCGACAAAGAUGUUGUAUUUUUGGAUCCAUGUUCAAGUAAGUUAAGUUUUUAUCCACUGAGGGAGAUGUUGAGGACGUGAUAAUGGCAGUUCUCUUGCCUUAUUCACAUGUUCAAGCAAGCUUUUGAUAGCUUCAAGAAAUUGGUUAUAGAUUAACAAUCACUUGAAAACUGUGUAGUUAGUUGCAUUAUUGUAUCUAAACAUAAAGUGUGCUAAUACAAGCAGGGACCUCUAUUAUUCUUGUUGUUGCUUUUAUUUAAUUUUGAGAAAGGAAACUUGCAUUGCUGUCUGUUUAAUCUAAGUUCAGUCAAACGAUUAUUUAUAUGUUUUGUGGGUGUUAACGAAGACGUUUUAUUUAAGUUA
This is a messenger RNA of Brassica napus (rape), 1678 nucleotides long. RefSeq lists its product as uncharacterized. Gene Ontology annotation, biological process: proteolysis. Gene Ontology annotation, molecular function: ATP-dependent peptidase activity; metalloendopeptidase activity; ATP binding. The transcript is spliced from 7 exons. Bases 57 to 1214 code for a protein of 385 amino acids. Lineage: Eukaryota; Viridiplantae; Streptophyta; Magnoliopsida; Brassicales; Brassicaceae. The record is from RefSeq and is a predicted model, not a curated record.